UCGAAGUACGAGGUUGGCCACGAUCGUUACGACAAUGUUCUUUAUUUAUUUAUUCAUAAAUCGAAAUGUAAAUUAAUAUAAGAGAAUUAUAUGUGGGUUAGUAAAUGAACUUGAAGUUAUUUUUUAAGUUUGAAAGUCUGUGUCAGUUAAAAAAAAAGUUGGUGACAAAGAGGAACCUUUUAAGGUUUUGCGUGAUGUGAAAUAGAGUGAUGGCUGUUAGAGAAGCACGAGUCCCCGUGCUACAUGAAGACAGACCCACACACGGACCGCACGAUGUGGCCCGCAAGUCGGAGGGUGGUGGAGCAGGCGUGCAGCUGUCGCGGACGGCGACCGUCGUGACGUCACUGGCGGCGGGCGCGGCGGCCGGCGCCGUCGCCAAGACGACCAUCGCACCCCUGGACAGAGCCAAGAUCAACUUCCAAACAUCUCAGAUCCCGUACUCGUGGCGCGCGGCGGUGCGGUUCCUGGUGCAGAGUGCGCGCAGCGAGGGCGCGGCGGCCCUGUGGCGCGGCAACAGCGCCACCAUGGCGCGCAUCGUGCCCUACGCCGCCAUACAGUUCACCGCGCACGAGCAGUGGAAGCGCGUACUCGCCGUCGACACGCCGCACACCGCGCAACAGCAUCCGAUCAAGCACCUGAUAGCGGGGUCCCUGGCGGGCGUGACGUCACAGAGCGCCACCUACCCGCUGGACCUGGCCAGGGCGCGCAUGGCGGUCACCAACGCCACCGAGUACAGGACCCUGAGGGCCGUGUUCGUGAAGGUGGUGCGCGAGGAGGGCUUCCGGCGGCUGUACAGGGGCUACCCGGCCACCGUGCUCGGGGUCAUCCCGUACGCCGGCGUCUCCUUCUUCACGUACGAAACCCUCAAGCACAAGUACACAGAGCACUUCGGUCCCCCGCAGUCGGCGCUCAGCAGCGUGCUGUGCGGCGGCGCGGCGGGCGCGCUGGCGCAGACGGCCAGCUACCCGCUCGACAUCGUGCGCAGGCGGAUGCAGACCCGCAGCUACCCCACCAUGCUGGCCACCUUCCGCGCCGUCUACACGACUGAAGGAUGGCGUGGAUUCUUCAAAGGACUGAGCAUGAACUGGGUGAAGGGACCGAUAGCGGUCGGCAUAUCCUUCGCCACGUACGACUCCAUCAAGGGGACGCUCCGGGACCUGGCGGUGACGCUGCAGAGCUAGCGCAGACUGCAUCUGCAGAGUGUAGUUCCGACUCCCUGUUCACAGAUGGCGUUGCUUACGAUGAAGCGUGGAAACGAAAAAUGAAUGUUGUGAUAUAAGUAUUUUUAGUUCAAUAACAGAUGGCGCUGUGAACAGACGCCGUUUUGUGUUUGCACGCACUGAACCUAAAUGUUUAUGUAGUUGUCGGUAGAUGGCGCUACGAUCAAAUAUAAAGGAUUUAAAUAACACUGAGCUCUUAAGAACAGCAAAAAACGAAUCCUCAACAAUAAUUACCGAUGCUCCGAAAUUUCAAAUUCUUGAAUAAGUCGCCCUACAUUAUGAUUAGAUCGGACGGUGCUAGAUGGCGCUGUGCGGGCGUCGCCAUUACCUAACAGUUUCCUCUGCAUCUCCCGCUAGAUGUCGCCGCGCAGUAUAUUCACUAUCCGGCCAACAGAUGGCGCUAACCGUAACAGACUAAGAAGUAAUUAUUUCUGUAUAUCUGAAUAUAUUAUAUUAAUAAAUAAGAUUAAUGACUGAAUCUAAAUGAAGCGACAAUAAUUGACAGACUCUCGUAGAGCGCGACUGGGAACGUUAAUGUUUAUUGGUGAAUAAGAAAACUAAUAUUGAUCUGUAACUUAUUGUGUAUACGUUGAACUUAUAGUGCGCCCCCGGGGGACCGCGGGGGAGGCCCUUUGUUGUCUUUAAAGGGGGUAAUAUAGGCAAAGAAGUGCUGAGUACAAAUAAUCACGUGUUAAUGAGUGUAGCACAGUUGUCAUCGCGAGGGUCAUCUUACUUUAUGUGCUGGCUUUAGAAUCGGUCCUCCCCGCCGCGUCCCCCUCGCCCCCCGGUCCCCCGGUCCACUGCCUGUUGUUAAUUGUGAAGUAUAGUGUUGUCGACGUUGUAGCUAUGAAAUGUUUAUAAAUAUAUGAAAAUAAAUGAUUUAUUGUUUUG
Molecule: messenger RNA, 2111 nt
Organism: Bombyx mandarina (wild silkworm)
Lineage: Eukaryota; Metazoa; Arthropoda; Insecta; Lepidoptera; Bombycidae
Gene: DPCoAC
Product: dephosphocoenzyme A carrier
Biological process (GO): transmembrane transport
Source: RefSeq, a predicted model, not a curated record